Molecule: messenger RNA, 2172 nt
Organism: Hevea brasiliensis (rubber tree)
Lineage: Eukaryota; Viridiplantae; Streptophyta; Magnoliopsida; Malpighiales; Euphorbiaceae
Exons: 5
Coding region: 319-1965 (548 amino acids)
Source: RefSeq, a predicted model, not a curated record
AAAGGGCAUCGAUUUAGCCCACUAAUUAUUGAUCUCCUUUUGCACCUGCUCCUUUCCAACGGCUACUACCAGGUGACCGUUGAAGCACCCAAAAUUCAAAAUUUUGCAGUUGUCCAAAUAAACAACCAAAGAAUCACUACAUCUACAUUCAAUCACAUCAAAAUUUCAUCAACCCAGAAAAUAAAUUUGCAAAAACGGAAAGGGAAACAAGAAUUCUCUGAAAAUCUUCAAAUCACAGCUCUGGAAACGCACAAGAAUCACCAAUCUUGGCUAACUCCAUUCACUGGUUCAGGUGCAGAAGCAAAGAGAUCAUCAAAAAUGGUGUACACAUACACACCAACAUACUACUCCACUCUCCAUGAUUCAAUUACCUCACUCUGCAAGACUAUCCUUCCCUUUUCCUUCAAGAAACGGAGGUUGCCAGCUGCGGAACACAGGCUCUCCAAGCUGCAAUCUGAUAACUUGAAAUGGCAGCAGGAUUCUUUCCACCAGAUCUUGAACUUGAUGGGGCUCCACGAAGAAGGGAUCUUAGCUGAGAAUGAGGUUUCAGCUUUCCGAGCACAUUUGCUCGAGACCCUUAUUGCUUCUCCAGCUGAACAUGAACAGCCAGUCAUUUUGCGAGAUAAAUUGGUCUUCUUGCAGGAGCUGCUUUAUGCAAAAUGUAUAUCAGAAGAUGAGUAUCAUUCUUCAAAGAGACCUUUGUUACAAAGGCUAGCAGUUCAGGGGGCAGAAAUUGAGGCAAGAGAUGUUAUUGUUGCUGGCCCCAAAGACCUAAGAGAGAAUCCAGAAGAGGAGUGGUCAGUCAUUGAUUUAAAAGAUGAGAAAAGCUUGGUUGGUAAAGAAAACUUAUCGUCUAAAAGCAGAUCAAAGCCUGCUUCAGCAAUCAAGCAUAUUAAAGGAGCAGCCUCAGCUUUUGGUUUUGGAUCAUCUCACAAGCAAACAAAACACAGAGAAGAGAAGAGUAUAUUUGAAAUUGAAGCAAAAUUCUCCUCUCCCAGUAAUGUCAGCAACGAGACAGAAAACCCACUUUGGGAUAGCCAUUUGAGGAAUCAAGAAAGCGAAACCAAGUCCAUUCUCAUGCAACAAAGCAUUCCAAAUGAGUCCACAAAGGAAUGUGGAAGCACUGACAAGGAAAAGAGGAAACCCUUUAGGACUCUGUUCCAAAGAGAGCAGAGGGAGGCUCAUGGUAGCAGCGGCCGUGAUGGUGGCGACAAUUUUCUCAAUUCUGAAGAGAAAGUGUCAAAAUCAGCAAAAAAACAAUGGGGUUUUGAUGGGUUUAAAAAAUGGAAGAAAAAUGAUUCUGAUGAUGAGACUGCUCCUCUGCCUCUCAGUAACGAAAGAUCAGACAGUGAGUCCUAUUUAGGGUCUUGCCACCUUGUUGAUACCCCCAUUGGAGAAGGACCAGACACUAAACUGAUAAAGAGGAAGCUGCAUUCUAAUGGUUCUCCAUCAGAUUUUUUCAUUGACAAGGUAUUAGGAGACAAGAUAAAGAAGGAACUGUCACGAAUUCAAACAGAACUCUGCACUACAAACCCGAAUCUCAAAUUCUCGGAUGACCAAAUGGAAGCAAUUUCCACCAAGCUCCCAGUUGAUAAGGCAGAACUGAAAAAGUUCUUUCCCAAAUCAUGGUGUGAUCGUUAUGGAGAUGUUGUGUUGGAUGUAGUAAAGAAAGAGUUCAAGGACCAUGUAGGAGAGCUGGAGAACAGGAGAACUGCAGCCAGGGAGAAGCACAGCAAUAACUCAAAGCGAUGGACAACAUUUGAAGAUGACAAUGAUGAUCAUGAGAAUUUUCACCCAAAUCUCUUUGCUUACAGCAGCAGUAACACGUGCUUUGGAAAUAAUAAUCCUUUCUCCCAUGAUUUUGGCAGUGAAAGCAAUGGAAAUAAGCUGAGAUCUGAGUCAUCCUCUUUCCAAGACCAAAAUCCUUUUUGGUCUCCAAGGCAUGGCCCUUCUUUGCUUGGUUAGAAUGCAGAGGAAGUUCUUGUUUACUGUGUUCCCGUUAAGUGUAGGGAGAGAUGUAUGUUCAAAGCAGAGGCAAUCAGUUACUUGUUUACUUGUGCGUUUCUAUUCUAUUGAAAGUGUGGUUCUUUAUGAAUAGUUGAAAGAAGAACACUGUUCUUCUUUUGUUGUAUUGGAUAUGGAUUAGUCCAUGAUGUGAGAAUAUAAAAGUUG